UAUAAUGUUUAACACUUUAAUGUGACGUAUUUAUUUAUUCAUUUAUUUCAUUUGUCUAAAUAUCAGGGUUGCCAAGUGUUUGCCUUGCUAAAUAAACAAUUAUUAGCCCACUUAGCUCGGUGCUGCUAAGACGGAAGCAUUUCGCUGCUACACAUUUCCUGUUUCCUAGCAACCAGAGCGAUGUGGAUGGAAGAAGAAUGGCCAGUUUGAUAAAAGGGUUUGUCGUUUAUAUAAAAAAAAUAGGUUAAAAACAAACAAUAUAAGUGAAGAUUCGUGCAGACAUUAAAAACAUCUCCAGAUUUCUUCUUGCGAUGUUGUGUGAAAUGGUUCCUGGAUCCUGCAGAAGGAUCUGGAUUCCUGUCACAGGAAAUAAAUUGCAGAACUAAUGCGACGGUUGCGUGCUGGGCUGCGGUGUCACAGGCAGGACUGGGAUUUCUUACUGGAGACGGCGUCCCAACAUGUCCAGCCUGCUGCAGCGCAUGGACGCUCAUCAUCCACUAGAGGACGACCGCAAAUUCAAAUGCAACGAAUGUGGGCGUGGCUACAGACACGCCGGCAGCCUGACCAAUCACAGACGGACUCAUGAAGUGGGUUCGUUCCUGUGCUCCAUCUGUGGGAAAGAAAACUGGAACGCCUCGGCCAUGAAGAACCACCUGCGCAGCCACGCCUCGCUUAGGAAGUACUCCUGUGCCGACUGUGGGAAAUGUUUUCGUCUGGCGGCGCAGCUGCAGACGCACCAGACGGUUCAUCUGCCCUGCAGAUCCACACAGGACAGCGAAUGCGACCAGCAGCCUGAACGUAACGAGGAUGCAGACAUCACUGCGAUCCUCACGUUGCAGCCGGAGCGCUGCAGCGUGGUGCCAAAGAGACCCUUUCAAUGCGACCAGUGUGGGAAGUCUUACAUCCACCAACGCAGCCUGACCAAUCACAAGAAGAGCCACCAGCUGGGCGUGUUUGAAUGCACCGUCUGCUUUAAGUUGUGUGGCAACAUGGCCGCCCUCUACAGCCACCAGAGGACCCACAGGACGCGAGGCAAGAUGGAUCAGAGUGCAGCUACUGGGUCAGAACCGGACCUAUUCCAUAAUCAGAAACAGGACACUCCGGAGAAUUUCUGCCUCCUGUGCCAGGAGUUUUUUCCUGGAAAUAGGGAAUUCCAGGAACACAUCCGGCUGCACAAGUCUUCGCUUGAGCCCGAUGUUUCCCUGCCGGAGUCCGGCUUCAGUCCGUCCGCUGCAGAGGUUCUACAGAACUUUGAUCUGAGUGGAUUUGACGGUCAGGAUGCAACAGAUGCCGCGGUAAUCGGUGCCUCACAGAGCACUGUAGAAGAAGAAAUGUCCGCUCCAGAUCCGGAUGAGAGACCCUUCAGGUGUCACACAUGUGGGAAGAGCUACCGUCACUCAGGGAGCCUGAUUAACCACCGGCGCUCCCACCAGGUGGGCGCGUUCCGCUGCGCCGUCUGCAGGAAGCAGUACCCCCACCUGGCCGCCCUCAGGAGCCACCUACGCCUCCACCGACCGCGGCGGCCAUCUUCCCGGCCGCGGCGACCAUCUUCCCGGCCGCCCGCAGAGCACAGCUGGCUCUGCCCGGAGCCUGUGAGCCAGCAGAACCAGACCGGGUUCGGAUCAGACCAGGAAAACAUGGCCGCCGACAACAACCGCGGCGAAACGUUCUCCACUCAGGGUUUCUGCUCCCAGGUUGCCAUGGCGGCACACAUGUGCGCGGACUGCGGCGAGACGUUUGCAGACGUAGCCGGGGUCAAAUCCCACAACUGCAUCCUGCUGCACCAACACACACCUGCUGACCGGCCCUACAACUUAACCUUUGACCCCAGGGACGCCCAAAGCCCGGAAGCAACAGAGUUCAACUAUUUUGAGCAGGGUUGCCAUGGGAACAGUACCAGAGAAGAUGAAGAUCCCGACGAGGACGAUGAUUAUCAGUGCUCAGUGUGCGGGAUCAGCUACAGCAGCAUGGCGGCCCUCAGGAGCCACCUGAGGGGCCACACCCGGUCCGACGGCGCUCCGCAGGGCGCCGACCCCACACAACCAGAGUCAGGAGAGAUGCUGAUCUGCAGCAGCUGCGGCGUCUCCUGCAGCAGCUACAGCCACCUCAGCAGCCACGACUGCGCAGCCAAGCAGGAAGUUAAGGUCACCGAGGUCACAGAGGAGGAGGAACUGAGGCCCGGUGGUGGUGGCGGCGUGGAGCGCCAGCAUCGCUGUGAUCAGUGUGGGAGGUCGUACCGCCACGCCGGCUCGCUGCUCAACCACAAAAAGUCCCAUAAAACGGGCGUGUUCAGAUGCUCCGUGUGCCAGAAACGCUUCUACAACCUGCUGGCGCUGAAGAACCACCAGAGGUCACACUUUGACCUCAAGAGGUUUGCCUGUCAGGAAUGUGGAAAAGCCUUCAAGCUCCAGAAGCAGCUGCUGAACCAUCUGAGAAAACACAAACAGAACCGAGCCAAAGCCCAGGAUCUGAGCGAUCCGGUCCAGGUUGUCCGGCCAGAGGGAAGGUGGCGGCAGGCGGCAGCACCGGACGGCGAGGAGCGGCCGUUCUCCUGCGACCAGUGCGGCCGGACGUACCGCCACGCCGGGAGUCUGGCCAACCACAGGAAGUCCCAUCAGACGGGCGAGUUUUCCUGCAGCGUCUGCAGCAACGUUUACUGCAACCAGCUGGCCUUGAGCAACCACCUGAGGAUUCACCUGGCCAAGAGGCUCCUGUGCCAGCGCUGCGGCAGAGGCUUCAGGGGCCCGGCGCAACUGCUGGCGCAUGUCUGCGCUGCGCUCAGACCGAACGCCGCCGCUGGCCGGACAGGUCUCAGAUGCAGGAAGUCCUCCAACCAGCAGGCGGCGCCCUCCUGCGAGGAAGAGGAGCGGCCGUUUAGGUGCGACCUUUGCCCCCGCAGCUACCGCCAUGCCGGCUCGCUGCUCAACCACAAGAGGACGCACCAGACGGGCGAGUUCAGCUGCACCGUCUGCGCCAAGCGCUUCACCAACCGCGCUGCACUGCGCGGCCACGCCCGCAUCCACAGGAACAGGAAGUACACGUGUGAGGCGUGCGGGAAGGCCUUCCGCCGCGCCAGCGUCCUGCAGAACCACCAGCGGCUCCACGGACCGGCGCCGAGCUUCCAGGGCCAGACCGGGCUGAAGAGGCAGCGCUGCUUCAGGGGUCAGGAGGUCACAGCGCCCCCUGCAGUCCAGGAAGAGACAGGACAGAAGUGCUUCAGGUGUGACCUGUGUUGGCGCUCGUACCGCCACGCCGGAUCGCUGCUCAACCACAAGAAGUCCCACGUUGCUGUGCUGCACCAAUGCAGCUCCUGCCUGCAGACGUUUCCCGACGCCGUCGGCCUGCAGCUGCACGCCCAGAUCCGCCGCCAGUCCUGCUCCGAAUGCGGCAAAACUUUCUGCCUGGCGGCGCACCUGCAGAGCCACAUGGCGGCUCAUGGCAGGAAGCCGGCCGCCGCCGGGUCAGAGCGCCGCGCCGCGGAGAGCCGCGUUACCGACGAUGAUCCGCAGAGCGAGGACAAGAGCCACGUGUGUGAGCACUGUGGCCGCGCCUACCGCCACGCCGGGUCGCUGCUCAACCACAAGAACAGCCACAAGACGGGUCGCUUCUCCUGCACCGUCUGCCGCAAGGAGUUCUCCAACCUGAUGGCGCUGAAGAACCACCGCCGCAUCCACACCGAGCCCCGGCGCUACCAGUGCCUGACCUGUGGCAAGGCGUUCCGCGUCUCCACGCAGCUCGUCUGCCACCGCCGCAUCCACACCAAGGAGAAGCCGUUCGACUGCCAGCGCUGCGGGAAAACCUUUUCCAGCAAGUCCAACCUGAGGCACCAUCAGAAGCUGCACCAGAGCGCCGCGCCGCCGAGCAGCGACCUGGAGGCCUUCCUGUGACAUCAUCAAACACGAUGACAGGAUGAGGAUUCCGCCGCCAUCUUGGAUGUGGCACUUGGAGCGGUAGAACAAGAUGGCUGAUGUUUUGCAUUACAGAGCAGAUCCAGUGAUCUGACCGUUCAGAAUGGAAACAUGUUUUUGAUCGUAUGUUUAGAUACAUACAAAAAACUACAUUUGUGCCAAAACACUGAGAAAUUUUAGAUUAAUCUUAAUUUCAGAAAAAUAACUCAAAUUUUCUAGAACAAAAAACAAGAACAUUUGUAAGCUGAAAAAGUUGAAAAUUUUUUAUACAAAAAACUUCUGAAAGUUUUUAGAUUCACGGGGCGCCGCGGCGACGGCGUCUGGGUCAUUAUGACCCAGACGCCGUUAUGUUCAUAUUUAUCACCAGUGUUUCCUCAGAAACGGCUCCUUGGUGUUCAGAGACGUUGUGGUUCUGGACGGUCCGGUUAGCAGGUAACAGAACUCCGUUUUUAUCCAGCGUGAGUCCAGAUGAGUUUUGCUGACUCAGCAGAAACCUGCAGACUGAACCUGAACCUUUUCAUGUCCUGAUGGACCAAACUAAAACUAUAAACUGUUUAUCUGUUAGAACGACAUUCAGAGCAACUAAAAACCUCCUGGGUCUGGAUGAGAUUCAGAACCAGAAUAUUAACACUUCUACUCAUAUUAAUAACCAGUUUAUGCCUCUGCAGAGUGAAAAAUAAUGAGAAAAGUUCUCACAAAUGUGCAAGAGAAAAAUCACAAAUUUAGAGAAAAUUUCUCGACUUUUCAAACUGAGAAAUUUUCAUGUUUUUUCUCAGAUUAAGUUGAAAAAUAUUUGCUGUUUUUGGAGUGAAAUUGCUCCUUUUUUCCAUCUCCAGUGUCUCUGAUUCGCCGUCCUACUUUCUGCCUAAAUGGAUGUAUUUGAUUAUUUGUUGCUGUAUUAUGUGUGUAUUUUACUGGAAAGGUUUCUGACUGCUGUAUAAAUAUAAUGUAGCCUUUAAAACAUCAGUCAGAUGAUGAUGAGGAUGAUGAUGAUGAUGAUGAUGAGGAUGAUGAUCAGCCUGACUUCUGGUGAAGAUGCAUAAAAAUCCUUAAAAAAUGUAAUAAUCUGUAAUAAACUUCUCAUAUUGAUAAUGCAGCAGGUAUGCAUCGUCUAACGGUUGCCAUGGAGACGGAGAGUUGCCAUUUUUAGCUUCAGUUCUCUCCAUACACAGAGCCAGAAAAAACAUGGCUCCUCAUCCAUACGUCGUCUCUGUGUCGCGUCAUAAUUAUUCCCCAGGGAAACAAAAGUAAUGGAUGAUUAGUCAGACAUUUAUUUUAAAGAGAAUUUUACUAUUUUCUCCUUUAAACUUUAGUUUCACUUUUUCUGUCGUCUUUUCCAGAGAUGUAAAAGUAUCAUUGAAAACCUGAAGGAUUUAUCUCUUGUGCCAUUUCAGACGGUUUUAAAGCUGAAUCCUGAUGCAUUAUGGGAGAUUAAACCUGGAUGUUUACACCAGGACCUCCUUUUAUUUUAAGAUUGGAAAAAGUUUUUUUUUCUUCUUGUUUUAAACAUUUUUUGACAUGAUCUCAACCAAAAAUGUUCUUAAACUGUUAAUUUGUUUUUUAUAUAUGUGACUAUUUAAUGACCUCUGACCUCAUUUAUGGAAUACCUCAGAAACCUGUUGCCGUUGGAAACAGAAACACUCACUCUGGUUCAUGAUGCGACUUCCUGUUUAUACAAAUGUGUCCUGGAGACAGGAAGUCCGGUCCGGUCCGGUCAGCGUUGGGUUGGGACAUUAUGACUGUCUUUAUUAUUAAUAUUAAUAUUAUUAUUCUACUAUAUGCAGGUUGUAAAUUCAGAUUAAAUUGUUGUUCGGACCUCAUUUAAUGUUUCUUCAGUGGGAGAAAAAUGAAAUAAUAUCUAAUAAAAAUAAAACAUUUAGUGAA
Gambusia affinis (western mosquitofish) is the source of this 5792-nucleotide messenger RNA. RefSeq names its product zinc finger protein 646 (gene znf646). Bases 459 to 3887 code for a protein of 1142 amino acids. Lineage: Eukaryota; Metazoa; Chordata; Actinopteri; Cyprinodontiformes; Poeciliidae. The record is from RefSeq and is a predicted model, not a curated record. The transcript is spliced from 4 exons.